This is a messenger RNA of Ustilaginoidea virens, 675 nucleotides long. RefSeq lists its product as uncharacterized. The record is from RefSeq and is a predicted model, not a curated record. Lineage: Eukaryota; Fungi; Ascomycota; Sordariomycetes; Hypocreales; Clavicipitaceae. The coding region runs from base 1 to 675 and encodes 224 amino acids. The transcript has a single exon.
AUGGGUGAGUUUACAAACUUACGCCGAGGACGGGGCAGUGAGUGCCCACUCCAAGAGGCCCAGAGCCGAGGUCGACGACGGGCACUCGUUCUGCCGAGAGCAACGGCCGCUGCUACUGGCUGGCUGCUGGCUGGCUGCUGGCUGGCGGCUGGCUGGCGGGUGCGCAGCGCAUGGAGACCAGGUGGCGGCUGGGGUGUGCGGGCAGGAGGGGGGGCGUGGCUGGAAAAGGACACCAGUCGCUUCGAGUCGACGUCUGGUUACGUCCAGGUCAGGUCAGGUCAGGUCAGGUCAGGUCCAGGUCAGCUGGCACCUAUAAUAAUUGACGGGUGUCCUUGGCGCGGGCUGUUGGAGGCGAAUUGCGGAACUUGCAAAUCAUUGCGCAUGCCCUGGCUCAUGGCCUUGAACCAUCUCAUCAUUCAUCGUUGUCGCCAGGAAUGCUCCAGGCCGAGGGGAGGUCCGUACAAAUCAAAUAGGCAUCACCGUCGUCGUCUUCUGGCUUUACUCGGUCCUCGAUAUCUACAAGACCUGACCAUGGCAAGAUUCCCACUCGGUACAGAGGAAAGCCAACGUCGGGAGAAAGAAGACAGUGAUGACAACGACAACAACGACAACAACGACAACAACGACAACAACGACAACAACGACAACAACGACAACGACAACGACAACACCUAG